GUUCUCCCCCAUAAGAGCCAAUGCUAUUGUUUUUGUGAACUGUUCAGGUGAUAGCCCAGCACAGAGCUCAGUACUGUGCCCAGCUGUUUCUGGACGUAAUAGUGGACAUCUACCAGGGACGGGAAACCAAUCACGAAUCGCCGAGACCCGUUGUGGAUGAAGACAAUGUAGUCAGCUCUGACAAUUCCAGCAUAGAGGUGUACAAAGCUCUGACCCGCUACAUGACGCCGCCGGCUGGUUGCAGCGAGUCGCAAGCACACGCGACCAAGUCGCAACCACUUGUGUCCGAUGUUCCUGUACUGGAUUCGAUGCUGAGUCGCGAAGACCUGCGACUGGCCCCGUUCCUGGGCACUAUGUCCGUUACCACCCCCGCCCUCCUAGGGCCCUACGCUGUCAAGCACACCAAAUCCGGCCAUGUGAAAAUCAGAGCCAAGGUGCGACUGAAGAUCUGUGACUACUACAGACAGGUGUUGUGGGGCGAAGUGGGCACCUACCUCGAGCACAUUCUGCUGUGGUGGGGCAAUGCUCCACUGGGUCCACAGCUACCGCAACACACCAACCGACUGCGCAACUGGCUCAGGAACUUCUUUGCUACAAAUACCCUGCCCGAACUAGUUCGCGCGCCGCUCCAGUCACUGAUGGACGCCCUCUGCUGUCACGUGACGUCGACCGCCUGGGACCUGCACUUCAGACGCUGCCUUGUGGCCGCCGCCCACCAGAACAGUCGGCACAAGGUCAACAACUCUGGACAGGGCACCUGGACAGGCGAACUGUUCGGCGAGCUUUUCGCGCAACUCGUGGCUUGGAGUAACUCGUGCGAGGGAAGCAACUGGACACUCGAGGACCUCGAACAACUGCCACUGGUCGAGCAGAUUCCCGUCCUGCACAGGCUGGACCACUCGGUGCACACAGCGCGUAACUGGGCGGCCUCGCGUGCCCGCCAACUAGCCAACGACUGGAGCAUCGACCAAUUCUUCCGCGUCACUCAGUCCGAUGUAAACCAGGCCUUGAGCAAGCUCAAGGAACUCAUGACUUCGAGCCAAGUAGAGCUGUUGAGCGUAGAGAGCAGUGUUCACGUGACCGUUUGCUGUAAGAUGAGAGGAAAACUUGUCUCCGAGGUGAAAGCCAACAUCUCAAAACUUGAGAAAGUGCCAGUAGAAUGCGUGGGUGUGCUGGCGAUAGUGUGCCGCACAUUUUGCCUCGCCAAUCUGCGCAUGAUCUUUCCGCCUCCGCUCUACUGGAGGCAGCACGCAGAGGAGCUGCCUCAAUACGCCACCAACUAUGUCGAGGACUAUCUAGAAGUGGUGAUGCGUCCAGUGUUUCUGGCGUCCAGUCCGUUCUCAGUGCAAGUUCAGCAGAAUGUGGCAGGACUUGUGUUGCAUAUCAUGUGCGAGGCAUGGCUGGAUCAUAUCACCACACAUCGAAUCAAAUUCAGUGAAUGGGGUGCCCUGCAGCUGUUAACCGAUUUUGGGGCAGUGCCCACAUGGGUGCUGGAGAGGGUGACCGGUCUACAACCGGAAGUGCGCAGACAUCUGCUAAAUCAGGACAUUCUGCGCAGGUGCGAGGGAGUGGGGAGGCUGCUACUGCGCAGGCCUGGCGAGAACAUCGCUAUGGACAAGUUGCCCUCGCGCAAGAUGCAACAAGGUUAG
Messenger RNA from Nilaparvata lugens (brown planthopper), 1649 nucleotides. RefSeq names its product coiled-coil domain-containing protein 142. The coding region runs from base 222 to 1649 and encodes 475 amino acids. The record is from RefSeq and is a predicted model, not a curated record. Lineage: Eukaryota; Metazoa; Arthropoda; Insecta; Hemiptera; Delphacidae. The transcript has 10 exons.